UAUUUUAGUAGCGCAAUUAUCCAAGAAGUCCCCCGAGGUAUUCGACAGUCGGAAAGGAUUUAAUGAAGAAGGAGGGCGGAGUAAACUACGCGACUCUGGUGUGACAGAUGUUGGAAAAGUCUUGUUGAGCGUAGAGCGAAGAGGAAGAGGAGGGAGAGGGAGACUGUCCUGAACAGAGAUGUCUCUUUGUUGGAGAUGAGCUGUGAGCGUUAAAGGGGUGAAGACUUUGCGAUGAAUCCUGCUCUAAAAGCAUCAGCUGGUUGUACUGAAGGGCAUGUUAUUGACAGAAAAACAUCUCUUCAGAGGAAUUAAGUCUAAUUUCAACAUAACUGCCACUGGUUAUGAAAAGCUGCACUCCAAGACUGAAACGGCAGGGGGUAAGAUGUUUGUGGAGUCAGUUGUACGAUGGGGGGUGUGGAGCAUCCUACUCCAGUUUGGACUGGGUGUAUCUGCAGGAAGCUGUCCUUCACGCUGCUCGUGCCGACCUGAGGCUAGAGAAGUGAUCUGCUCUGGCAAGUAUUUGAAUUCGGUGCCAGAGGGCUUCUCCAAUGAUGCCAGGCGUUUGGAUUUAACCCGCAAUAGGAUUAAGACUGUGGGACGCCGCCAGUUCUCUGGCCUUCUGCAACUUCAAGAGUUGGACCUCAGUUAUAAUAUAAUCUCCAUGAUUGAAGUAGAGGCUUUCUCAGGCUUACAGAAUCUCAGGGCCCUUCGAAUUAAGAAUAACCGUCUCAAGAUUCUUCCGGUUGGGGUGUUCUCUGGUUUGUCCAAUCUGCGCUUUCUGGAUUUAAGCCAGAAUGAGAUUCUGGUCUUCCUGGACUUUACAUUUAAGGAAAUGGCCAACCUGCAAACACUGGAAGCUGGGGAAAAUGACCUUGUUUUUAUCUCCCAGCGAGCUUUCUUUGGUCUACAAAAUCUGCAAGAGCUUAACUUAGACCGUAGCAACCUGACCUCCAUUCCCACAGAAGCAUUCUCCCAGCUCCAGAGCCUGACACAACUCCGCAUGCUACGCCUCACAAUCUCUGCGUUGCCCAACAAUGCUUUUCGGCGACUCCACCGUUUACGCAGCCUCCAAAUCUCAAACUGGCCAGCACUAGACACUAUGGCUGGCAACAGUCUAAUUGGUCUUAAUUUGACUUCCUUUGUCAUCAGCAGCUGCAACCUAAGUGCAAUUCCUUACGCAGCACUUCGUCAUCUGGUGUAUCUGCGCUUCCUGGAUCUGUCCUACAACCCCAUCACUGUUAUCCAAGGUAACCUGCUCGGGGACCUCCUGAGACUCCAGGAGUUACAUCUAGCUGGGGCAAGCCUGCUACGAAUAGAGCCAGGAGCCUUUAGGGGACUGUCCUUCUUUCGUGUGCUUAAUGUAACAUCCAAUCAGCUUACUACAUUGGAGGAGAGUGCUUUCCAUUCUGUGGGGAACCUUCAGGUGUUGAGAUUAGAUGGGAAUCCCCUUGCAUGUGACUGCCGACUUCUCUGGGUGGUUCGGCGCCAGGGUCGCUUGAGUUUUGAUGGUUAUCAGCCCACUUGUUCUUCUCCUGAUGCUAUCAGGCACCGUGCGUUCAGAGACUUUUCAGAAAAGGAACUCCCAAGGCUUUUUACCUGCCGCCCUGCUCGAAUCAUGGACCGCAGGCCACAGGAUGCAAGAGUAGAAGAAGGUACCACAGUUCUUUUUUCAUGCAAGGCUGAUGGGGAUCCAUACCCAUCAAUCACUUGGAUCUCAUCCCAUAAAAAUGUGGUCUCUCCAACGGGAAGAAUCAGAGUUUUACCAAAUGGUACUUUAGAAGUGCGAUUUGCUCAGGUUCAGGACAGUGGCACAUAUCAGUGCAUGGCAGGCAAUGCAGCUGGCAAUGAUAGCCUGACUGUGGGCUUGUAUGUGAAGGGCCUACCACGUAACAGGACGAUCCCUUACUUCACAGAGGAGGGCUGGGUGGAGCCUUCAAAUUCCCAAGCAGCAAACUCCUCAGCUCAAAUGGCCAAACCGUACCCCUUUGAUGCAAAGACCCUGGUCAUCGCCACUACAAUGGGCUUCCUGUCUUUCCUCAGCUCAGUGGCAAUUUGUUUUGUCUUCAUGUUUUUCUGGAGUCAAAGCAAAGGUCAGAUCAAGCACACAGCAACCAUUGACUUUGUUCCCCGGUCGUCUGUGGGUGGAGGAGGAGGGGAUGGAGGUGACGGUGGAAGGUUUACUAUGAAACUUAUUUAAAAUCAUGCAAAAAAGGGAGGGGUCUUAAUAAUGACUGUUAGUUAUUCUGCAUUAUGGACUUUGAUUGCUGUGCUCAGACACAGAGACCUGCAUUCAAAGGUCCCGUGAGAUGGCACAUCAGAGCCAGUUUAUUGGCCUCUUCUAAUUUUGGAGUGGAAAGUUACGUCUCAGUGAUCCCUUCUCUAUAAAAUACAUCUAAUUAAUAUCUCAUGAACCUUGGAUAGUGUGAUGUUAAAUGACUGUAGGAAGAGUUUUAAUGGUUGCUGUGCAUUUGUUUUCAAAAACUUUCAAUAAGCAGAUACUUAGCAGAGAUUUCUUUCCUAUGUAGUUUGGGAAUACAAAACAGUUUUCACAGGUUUGGAUAAUAAUUUAUGACAAUAACAGUUUAUGACACAGCUAUUGCUUUUUAAAACACAUCAGGUGCUGUUUACUCAUCCAUAUUGUACUAAUAGACUUUCUUGUCUUCACUUGAAAUUAAAAGUCAAGUAAAAAUUUGCCAUUUUAACACAAAUUUUGCAUUGGUUUUAAGACUUUAAUAUUUGAAUAUGUAACUAUCAAGCUUUAGUUAUACAUAUUUAUGAAAUAGACUAGCCAAAUGAUUUCUUUUUCUCAACGUGAUUUUUGACAUUGUAAAAAUUUUUACUAUAUUUUGAAAGUGCGGCUUUGGAGUUCUCAGUUAUGGAUAGCACUUAUGUUAAAUGAUGAUGUAGCAGUGUAAAGGCACUGAUAGUUAACCGUGUACAUAGGAAUGUAUCCUUUCCUUUUUCAUACAUUAAACUACUUUUUUUUUAGGUCUCUUUCUCCUUUUGUUAUACUUUAAUUUACCGCAUAACAGUAGAUGACUAUUUGUUUUAUCAGGGCAUGCUAUUAUUUCUCAUUCUUUUUUAUAUUCAAGAACCCAUUUUUUUUGCACCCACACAAAACACUGAACAAUAUGUGCCUCAGUAACAUUCUCACCGUGGACACAGAGAAUGCUCAUCUGAUCAGUGUUAUCUUGUAAAUAUUUAGGUCAAGGGCGAUUUGUGUCCUCUGUUUAUUCUGUCACUCUAUCUAGUUCUGGGGAUUAGUUUUCACUCAAAUAUGUCACUCUUGUUGUCUGUACAUUUAAAUGAGUAGAUGCUCUAGGCCUCGCACAAAACAAUGCUUAAUUAUGCCAGGAAAGGAGGUUGUAAAUAAUGCACACAUACACUGAUGUACAUGUUUGCUGUAAAUUACCUUCUUUUUUUCAUUCUGUCAUUAAAUGCCUAUUUGAACCUG
Melanotaenia boesemani (Boeseman's rainbowfish) is the source of this 3454-nucleotide messenger RNA. It is a transcript of the gene lingo4b, whose product is annotated as leucine rich repeat and Ig domain containing 4b. Lineage: Eukaryota; Metazoa; Chordata; Actinopteri; Atheriniformes; Melanotaeniidae. Bases 275 to 2197 code for a protein of 640 amino acids. The record is from RefSeq and is a predicted model, not a curated record. The transcript is spliced from 3 exons. Gene Ontology annotation, molecular function: protein binding.